Molecule: messenger RNA, 1282 nt
Organism: Penaeus monodon (black tiger shrimp)
Lineage: Eukaryota; Metazoa; Arthropoda; Malacostraca; Decapoda; Penaeidae
Product: protein Abitram-like
Exons: 6
Coding region: 467-1150 (227 amino acids)
Biological process (GO): regulation of filopodium assembly; dendrite morphogenesis; regulation of actin filament polymerization
Cellular component (GO): nucleus; lamellipodium; filopodium tip
Molecular function (GO): actin monomer binding; actin filament binding
Source: RefSeq, a predicted model, not a curated record
CUGGCAACACAGGCCCGGGGAAGCAUGUACCACACGCUGUAGGGGGGAAAAAAAAGCAAUAUUUGAUAAGAUUCAUGGAUAAUAAUAGAUUGGGUUGUAGUUCAAAUAGAGACAUCUGAGCCCAGAAUGCACCCUGAUCUCUCACCGCAUCUCCACAGUGAAGAAUGCAACAAGUUGAUAACGCAGCUCCAUGAUUGUCAUAAGGAGAACAGAUUCAUGAAGUUCAUGGGAGUAUGCAAUGACUUUGAUAGAGCUGUAUGGAAGUGUUUAAAAGCAGAGCGUAUUGAAAGAAGGACAAGAAACAGACUUGCAGGUGAAGAGCACAGGAAAAAGAUUCUUGACAAAAUCCAGGAAGGACACACAUGGGACAAAGAAAAUUAAUAGAUACCACAAUCACAACAGGCUGAUAAUUUUUUUUAGAUAUUAUUUUUAUAGCAACUUUUAAGGCAACCAAAGACUUCUCACCAUGGUGUUUGGAGAGGUACCCAUAGAAGAGUCUGUGGUCUUAGACCACAACUAUCCAAGUGUGAGUGAGAGGUAUUUCACCAACUACUAUUUUAUACCAGAUGACUUGAGCAAGUCAAACUCAGCCAGUGGGUAUGAAAAGUCUGAAAAUGGGAAAAACUGUACAGAAAAUAUUAAUUCACAAGACACCAUGGAAGAAGCUACUCCAGCAGAUAAAGAGAAUUCUGAUACUUUUGAGGAAGAAAAAGAAAGUUUACCAUCACCAGAUAAAACUGGACAUACAUGUGUCAUGGUUCAUACCAACAAGUUGUGUCUACUAACUCUUUCUCACCGGCACCCUGUCUUAGCAGAGAAGAAGGAGAUUACAGACAUUAAUUUUGAUGUGGGCAAAUUCAAUCGCUUAAACAACCAGGUGUCAGGAAAGGGUAAACGAGGUGCCCAACAAAUGGGUCUGAGGUCACCACUAUGCAUUAUCACAUGCUCUGAUAGUUCUCAGUACACUGUCCUAGCAGGGGUAAAUGGUAAACUGGUUGAGGUUAAUGAACGCCUCAUUUCAACUCCCCAAUUGCUGAUGCAGAAGCCCAAUGCAGAAGGUUACUUAGCGAUUGUUUUACCUCCACUGCGAAAUGGAGUUUUUGCAAGAAGUAAACUUUUUUCUAAGGAAGAAUAUGAAGCUCUUCUCUGAAUGCCAUUGCUCAUUCCAUGUGUAGAUAUUCAUUGUUAUUGUAUAUUCUGGUAUAGGCUGAUGUUUUUACUUCUGAUUUUACAUAAAUGUUCUUCAAUGUUUUGGCCAUGUAAAUAAAAGAAGAGGUAGUAA